This is a messenger RNA of Effrenium voratum, 156 nucleotides long. NCBI's taxonomy places the organism in Eukaryota, Dinophyceae, Suessiales, Symbiodiniaceae. The record is from the annotation of a GenBank genome assembly.
AUGGACAAGCGCCGCGAGUCGGACAAGAAGAUGGAGAAGCUGCAGAAGGUCCUGGCCAAGUACGCGCCGAAGGAGCCGGCCGUGUCCAAGGAACUGGCGGCAUUGGUGCAGCAGCACUACAGGCUGUUGCCGAGAAACGCCAUCGACAAGGCGUGA